Molecule: messenger RNA, 3152 nt
Organism: Sardina pilchardus (European sardine)
Lineage: Eukaryota; Metazoa; Chordata; Actinopteri; Clupeiformes; Clupeidae
Gene: ighd
Product: immunoglobulin heavy constant delta
Exons: 10
Coding region: 226-2754 (842 amino acids)
Source: RefSeq, a predicted model, not a curated record
AAAUCACUGAUAACUGGUAAGUCAUACAUACAUACAGUACAUACAAACAUACAUCCAUAAUGUACAAAUGUAUAUAAAUGUUUCUUCAAUAAUAUAUUUUUUUUUUUACCGCAGCAAAAGAUAAUACAACAAUGCUAUUUAAUUGACACAUGAGAAACAAUUAUUGAUGUAUUCCUGGGUGUUUACUUUCCAGAGGUGGUGCUAAAACUUGCCAGACUCUACAUAAUGCUCCCAUCCGAGCAAGAGCGUCUAAACAAGACGUCUACUUUCGUCUGCCUUGCCCGGGAUUUUUCCCCCUCUGAGCACACAUUUCAGUGGGAGCGUGAUGGCGUUUCCAUGAAGGAGGAAGGUAGCUGCAACCAGAAAGAUUCAGAGACUAACAACACCGCUAGCAGCUACCUAGUCAUCAGCGAUGAGCAGUGGGCAAAGAGCGCCAACAUUACAUGUCUAUUCAAGCAUAAGGCUGGAGACCAGUCCAUAGAAGUACCAAAUCAAGAAACAGACCAGCCCAGUGUUGUUCUUCAACCUCCACUGUGGACGGGAAAGGAUAGUGGCUCCAAGGCCCAGCUACUGUGUGCUGCUGACGGCGCCGAUAUGAAGGAGUUGGUUGUGGAAUGGAUCGUAGAUGGCAAGGCCCAGGCUGCCCCCAAACCACUUGGCCAGAUCAGUCAACUGGAGUUUGACACCACCUUGUGGAGCAAAAGCAGCAACUACACCUGUAGGAUGAAGCCAAAAGGGCCGGGCAUUUAUGAUUGGGUUGAAAAAAGCAUCCAAGUGUGUGAAGACGGUCACUUCCUGGCUCCACGCGUCCAGCUGGAGAGACCACGUGUCCGAGACAUUGCCACGUCCGACGAGGUCGUCGUGACCUGCAAAGUCGCGGCCACAACCGGCAGCCGAGUGUCCUGGUGGGUGAACGACAAACAGGAGACAUCGGGCAUCAAUGAGAGGAGCGAGUCUGGCGGCAGGCUCACCAGCAACCUCACGCUCACCGUGAGCUUGUGGAAGAGCCCGCAGGAGGUCAAGUGCAAAGUGGAGCACCCAUGCUACCCAACUGAGGCAGCCAUAACCCUGCCAGGUGAGGAAAACCCAACAGUGACCAUCAGAAGACCCCUAGAGGACUGGCAGAAAGAUAACGGGGCGGUGCUGGAGUGUCUCCUAGGAGACGUGUCUUCCCAUGAGGUCUUGGUGACCCUCCAGGCUAAUGGGAAAGAUCUCCCAAUGUCUGAGUAUGUUAACAUCCCCAUCCAGGGAGACCAGCAUAGCCUGACCGCUGUACGGUUCACCAUUCCCCAAGACCAGAGAAGCGCCAACAAAACCUUUGCAUGUAAAGUCGUUCAUAACUUAGCAAAGAGCACAAAGACCUCCGGUGACACAGGAAAUCUUUUUGCUCCGCCAACUCUGGAGUUGUUCCUGGCCCCUGGGUUCAGCUCUAUGAAGCUGGUGUGCGUCGCGUCAGGCUUCAAGCCGCAGGUGAAAUGGAACGUCCCCAACCUGACCGAGAACAGCAAGGUUUCCAUGGAAGACACCGGUCGCCUCACUGUCACCAGCGAGAUCAAUGUCCCACACACAGAGUGGUACAAAGGCACAACGUUUCCCUGCGAGGUGGAAGACCACAACCAAAAUCACGCAAGCAAAACAAUCAGAGACAUAAGUAUCUGCUCAGUGUCCCCACACUCUGUGCGUGCAGAGGUUUACAUCAUGGGACCCCCCCUGAACCGCACGGCCAGCAGCAGUGUGCCGCUCACUUGCCUGGUGGUCGGGUUCAACAUCUCAGGCCUGCCCAUCGUUUGGAGGGUCGGUGGGGUGGUCACCUCCGACGGGGUCAUGAGACAGGAUCUGCCUGAAAACAAGAAUGGGACCCAGAGUGUGCGCAGCGUGUUGAACCUGCCGGCCAGUUCGUGGCAUGGCCACAAGGACGUCUCGUGUGAAGUCAGGAGGGCUUGUGACCCCAGUGCACUGGUGAGACACAUCUCAAAAGCAAAAGACAUGCGCCGGCCAACGGUGAAGAUUGUGAGGCCCUCCGAUGCCGAACUCGUCCACUCCAAUGGCUUCGGCCUGCUGUGCGUGGUCACCGGCUUCUCGCCGGCCGAGGUGCUCGUCCACUGGGAGGUCAACGGCACACAGGUGCCCGCCUCGCGGUACACCAACGGCCCUGUGAGCAGCAGCACCGAAGCCGGAACGUACGCCACGUCCAGCAGUCUUCCGCUGUCGCCAUCGCAGGAGCGGCGCGAGGGCGCUUACACUUGUGUGGUCAGACACGAGUCUUCCGCUGAGCCCACCUCUGCCACUGUGGAAAAGCUGUUUGCCUCGGUGGAACUCUCCAAGCCUACGGUCACCUUGCUGAAGGGCUUGUCCGAGCUGGUGUGCCUGGUGUUUGGCUACAGCCCCGAGUCCAUCAGCGUCACCUGGCUAAAAAACGACGUCAGCAUGGAGACCGCAGACCAACGAACCACUCAGCCGUCCAAAGGACCCGACGGGAAGUUCAGCGUCCACAGCCACCUCAACCUGUCUUCCGGCGACUGGGACAGUCGGGUGAAGUUCACCUGCAACGUCACUCACAUCACAAGAUCAUUGUCUGUUAGCACUUCCAAACCAGAGCCGAAGGAAGAAGUUCUGUUUAUUGACGACAACAUGGCGGAUGCUGUUCCUGAGGACACUGUUGGAGAAACGAUGAACAUGGCCUGGGCCUUCCUCUUCCUAUUCCUCUUCUGCCUCCUCUACAGCUGUCUUGUCACUCUGAUUAAGGUGAAAUGAAAUGAACAGCUUCACCCUAGAGCGCCGUCUCCUACCAACUGGCGCGCAAGGAUGGAACGAUAAUUAGCUGCCUUUACACAUUUCCUUUGCAAAUUGAAUUGAAUUGGUUACAUGUUUUCUGCUGAAGAUCGUUUGUAUUUUAAAAGCAUUAUCCAUUUACUUUUUUGUUUGUUACUGUCUUUUAGGGCUCACUUGAUUAUAGAAGAAUCAAUCAAGAACUAGAUAGAUGUAACAUUAUUACUUGUUAAAUGAUAUAUCAUUUCAUAUAUUUAUAUAUAUAUAAAUCAAAUAAAGACAUCUCCAAGAAUAUUGUACAGAUUUAACAGCUGUUUAUAAAUAUUUCAGUUCUGCUUACUGUAUGUCUUGUUUUAUUGGUAGAAUAAAACAUUACUUCUACA